Phlebotomus argentipes is the source of this 468-nucleotide messenger RNA. It is a transcript of the gene ND-B14.5A, whose product is annotated as NADH dehydrogenase [ubiquinone] 1 alpha subcomplex subunit 7. Bases 113 to 415 code for a protein of 100 amino acids. Lineage: Eukaryota; Metazoa; Arthropoda; Insecta; Diptera; Psychodidae. Gene Ontology annotation, cellular component: mitochondrial inner membrane. The record is from RefSeq and is a predicted model, not a curated record. The transcript has 4 exons. Gene Ontology annotation, biological process: mitochondrial electron transport, NADH to ubiquinone; ATP synthesis coupled electron transport.
GAUUAGCAAAACUCUGCUUGACAGCUAACUUGUUUUGAUUUCGUGAUUUUGCGUGUGUGAAAAUUUUCAGAGGCAGAUUUUUUGGUAUUUUUCUUCCUUUAACGCCUCUAAAAUGGCAAAUGCCGCGAGACGAGAUGUUUCCCCAUUACUGCAGCGAGUGAGAGCAUUCCUGCUAGGUCGAGAACACACGAUUGCGCUGCGCUUUGAGGACGGAAUCGCGGCCAGAACUCAGCCUCCUCCGGAUGUUCCUGGUGGUCCUGCUCACAAGCUCUCGGCCAAUUACUACGUUAAUCGUGACGCACGGAGAGAAGUUCAACCUCCGACCGAUGUAAAUCAAGCUCUUCUCGGUGAAGGAAAAAGUGCUGGCGAAGCUAAGAAAUUGCCAACUCCUGGAAAGCCUUAUCCGUGGGAUUAAAUGAAUUUCUGUGAAAUAAUUCUGUAGAUCCAAAUAAACAUGCUGCUGUUGAA